UUUUUGUUAUACUACGAUACUGAAAUGCUUAUUUAUAAGUUAAAAGUACAACAAAAUAUUAUGUCACUUUGAUCUCAUCUUAACAUUUCAAGUCAGGUGAUAUUGUUAUCCCUAUUUCAGAGUUGAGGAAACUGAGGGAAACAAACAGAAUUUAAUUGAUUUGCCCAGAGGUACACAGUUAGCCACCCAGGUUUGGGAUCAGAAGUUUCUGCCAGAAGGGAGUCUCACAGAAUAGGAGGUGGGAGGGUCUCUCUCAGCAGAAGCUGGACAAAUAGUGGGCACAUCCUGCCUUGGGUGACUUGCUUUACAGGCCCCAGUGGCUUAGUAUUGAUUGAUAUCUUUGAACAUCAGGAGCUGAAUUUCAGCUUGGAGCAGCUCUGGAUCCUCACUUUUCUCUAAGGGGAACUAAGUGAUCAACUUCUCUCCAUCUUCUUCUCUUACUGAUUUCCAUGCCCAGGGCUUCCAGUUCCCAGAGAAGAGGCGAUCUCUUAUUUUGAGCAGAGGGAAGCACUGUGGAUGCUGGACCAAAAAGGCCCAAGGAGCUGCUCUGCAGGAGAGAUCAGACUUGAAACGAAAGAAACUCCUGCAGAACUAAGCCAUUCUGUGGUAGAAACUCCCAAGCAAUGGUUCAUGGGUGAUGGAUCCUGUGACAAUUUUUGGACAAAAAGCUGUGCAACCCACGAGAGAAUCCAGCUUAGAGAGAGACAUUGUGAAUGUAUCGAAUGUGGAAAAGGUUUUAUAAAAAAGGAAAAUCUUAUUGUACAAUCGAGAAUCCACAUGGGACAGAUACCUUAUGAAUGUAACCAGGGUGGAAAGGCUUUUAGAGAAAAGGUAGUUCUUACUAGACAUCAAAGAAUCCACACUGGAGAGAAACCUUAUAAAUGUAACCAAUGUGGAAAGUCAUUUGGAAGGAAGGGAGAUCUUACUAGACAUCAGAUAAUGCACACUGGAGAGAAGCCUUAUGAAUAUCACCAGUGUGGAAAAGGUUUUAGAAAAAAGGAAUCUCUUUUUUUACACCAGAGAAUCCACACUGGAAAGAAGCCUUAUGAAUGUAACCAGUGUGGAAAAUCAUUUGGAAGCAAGGGAGAUCUUACCAGACAUCAGAUAAUGCACACUGGAGAGAAGCCUUAUGAAUGUAACCAGUGUGGAAAGGCGUUUAUAAAAAAAGAAUCUCUUACUGUACAUCAGAGAAUCCACACUGGAGAGAAACCUUAUGAAUGUAACCAAUGUGAAAAGGAUUUUAGAAGCAAGGGAGCUCUUACUGUACAUCAGAGAAUCCACACUGGAGAGAAACCUUAUAAAUGUAACCACUGUGGAAAUGCUUUUAGAAGCAAGGGAGGUUUUAAUGCACAUCAGAGAAUCCACACUGGAGAGAAACCUUAUGAAUGUAACCACUGUGGAAAGGCUUUUAGAAUCAAGGGAGGUUUUAAUGCACAUCAGAGAAUCCACACUGGAGAGAAACCUUACGAAUGUAACCAAUGUGGAAAAUCAUUUGGAAGCAAGGGAGAACUUACUAGACAUCAGAUAAUACACACUGGAGAGAAACCUUAUGAAUGUAACCACUGUGGAAAGGCUUUUAGAGAAAAGGAGCUCUUACUGCACAUC
Sarcophilus harrisii (Tasmanian devil) is the source of this 1605-nucleotide messenger RNA. RefSeq names its product zinc finger protein 525-like. Lineage: Eukaryota; Metazoa; Chordata; Mammalia; Dasyuromorphia; Dasyuridae. The record is from RefSeq and is a predicted model, not a curated record. The transcript has 2 exons. The annotation marks the transcript as partial.